Arabidopsis arenosa is the source of this 4022-nucleotide messenger RNA. The record is from the annotation of a GenBank genome assembly. NCBI's taxonomy places the organism in Eukaryota, Viridiplantae, Streptophyta, Magnoliopsida, Brassicales, Brassicaceae.
AGAAUGGUCCACUAAUCAUUGACUUGUCAAUAAAUCGGCGCUCAGUAGCAAACUAGUGAAAAAAAGACUCUUCUAGGCGAUUCUCUCUUCCUCUAGAAUCAUCUCCACCGACUUAAUCAAAUCGACGUUUUCCUUGCCGCCGGCAGCGGAUCAGCUUUCCGAUUCAUCGGAUCUACUCUUUCUUUAUCAUGGCUGAUAAAGAACUUUGGUUCGCCCUCCAGAAUUUAAAUCUGGGCUCUGAUAGAAGUCCAUUAAAGCUUUCAACAGAGGCUAACCGUAAAAGGGAUGCAGAUCAUCGGCUUAGUGUUGUUGUGAAAGGGUUACAUCCAUCGCAAAAUCCAGCAGGGAUUAAAAUCAUGAUGCCUAAAAUCUGGAAAAUGGAAGGCCGGCGGAGGUAUCCUGAUUUCCUCAGAAUUAUCAGGUUUUGGGUCAAACUUCUCAAUAUCCCAGAUGAUUCAAAAGAAGAUCGCUCGAUUAGGGAAAUUGGAGGUGUUCUCGGGCAUGUCGAGGAUGUUUACAUACAACAACCAACGGCAGAUCUAGCUGGAGCGGUCUGGGUUAGAGUCCCAAUUGAGAUCUCAGCAAAGUUAACCUUUGCUAGAUACUUCGAUUUAGAGGACCAUGAGGAACCAGUUCUUAUAAGAUAUGUUUAUGACAAGCUCAGGAAAUUUUGCUCAGCCUGUGGUGGACUCACGCAUUUAGCUGCAAAUUGUACCAUUAAUCCCCCUGAAGCUGAGCCUCUUCAAUUUCUUGCCUCAUCUCCUCUAGCAAAUCAAGUCCGUCAGCCGGAGAAUGCUCAUCCAAUUGAAGAAUUGCCCCAUACCCCUACGGAGGUAGCUGAUGAUACUAUGGGAGAAACUGUGGGAUCAAAUCUCAAUAUGGAAACUUCUGAAAAUCAGCCGCAUAUCGGUUCUCAAGGAGAUCUUAUGGACUUUCUGCAUCCUGGGGAUAUCAAUAAUAGAAUCAAUGACACUUUUGCUAUACGUGAAGUAGGAUCUUCCUCAGGUCCAGUGCAAGAUAGGGGUACUAAACGCAAGAUUGAUGGUCCAGCUGAUGAAGAUGAAGUCUCAACCUCUAGAAGAAGAACUCAAGGAAACAGAAGCACAGGUACGAUCAAAUCUAAACUCGAUAGAGUUCUAGCUACUGCUGAUUGGAAAGAUAGUUACCCCAAGGCGUUGGUUCAAUUGCUAGAGUGGGUUGGAUCAGAUCAUCGGCCACUACUUCUUCAGACUGAAGACAAUAAAUGGAGAGGUAAAAGCAUGUUUCGAUAUGAUAAUCGCUGGAGGUUCUACAAAGACAGUUACAAAGCACUACAGACCACAUGUGAUCAAAGCUGCAAAGACCUACCUCCUCAUCUUUUUAAUGAAGCUCUAACAAGAUGCAGAAACAGUCUAUCCCGCUGGAAAUCUGAUCAUCAACUCAAUUCCCAGAAAAAGAUCCAGCAACUUCAACAAGCUCUCCAUACAGCGUAUGAUUCUGCUGCUAUUGACUAUCAUUAUAUUGCGAAUUUGAAAUCUCAAUUGCAGCAUGAAUAUCGUAUGGAAGAAGAGUUCUGGAGAACUAAGAGCAGAGUACAGUGGAUGCAAGCGGGGGAUAAAAACACAAAUAAGCAUUUGGAUCAGAUUAUGCAACAUAUUGAGCCUCGAGUAACUGAUGCUAUGAACCAGCGACUGACUAAGCAAGUGUUUGAGGAGGAAAUUCUUCAAGCUCUAUCCCAUAUGAAUGUGGACAAGUCUCCAGGUCAGGCUCAAGAUCUGCAACCUAUUACUGAUAUACUUAAACAUUGGCUGCCCACUAAAUCCUCUGAACUCUCCAAGAGUCUUCUUUUUCCUUACAUUGGAUGGCGCAUCUGGAAAGCCCGUAAUGACCUACUGUAUAAUAACAAACGUUGGGCUAUCCCUGACAUUAUUAAUCAAGCCAUCAUGGAUUUGCAGUUGUGGAAGGAUGCACAUCAAGCUAGCAAUGAUAGCAUUAAUAAUCCUCAUGCUAGAAAGCAAUCUAAUGUCUCCACGACUCAACCAGUAAUAUCUCUCACCACUCCUUUCUAUUGUUGCACAGAUGGCUCUUGGAUUAACAGUGACAGAGCAAUGCUGGAAUUGGUUGGAGUCUUCAUGACAUUCACGGAAGAUGCAUUAUCAAGGGUUACAUUCUGUGGGGACUCAGCAACAUUAUAUCACUACCUUGAAAAGGCUGCAAAACAGAGCCAUCCUCCUCCUGGGAAUAUGGAGAUUCAGCGCUAUAUUGAUGACAUUCUGGGACUGUCUAAUGGUGCUUACCUUUUUAAAUUGUCUCUUCUUUGUUCGUGGUGUGGCCUUGUGGAGUCAAAAGUAUAUGCAAUGGCGACAUUGUCUGAUGGAUUAUUCAACGACAUGGACGUGUUGGGAGUUAUCGGAUAUGUACUGGAGCAAACCAGGUUCAUCUUCCUCGUACCGAUUCUCAAACGUCUUGUGAAUCUAUGUCAGGUUAUUUCGGUGUUGUUGUUCAUAGAUGCAGCUUAUAUGGCUAUAGUUGUAGCCAUUGUCAAAUUACUUGGACGAACACCACAGAAAGUUCUCAAAUGGGAAAGCUUUAAGAACGAUGAUAUUGAGCUUGCUCCUUCUAGUAAUCAUCCAAUGGUUCUCAUUCAAAUCCCAAUCUUCAACGAAAAAGAGGUAUGCCAACUUUCUAUAGGAGCGGUUUGCAAGCUAUCAUGGCCACGGGAUCGGAUGAUUGUUCAAGUGCUUGACGAUUCAACCGACGAAGAAAGUCAGAAACUGGUUAGAUUGGAGUGUAAGAAAUGGGAGAGCGAAGGUAUAACCAUAAAGUCGGAGGUUAGAAAAGGUAGAGACGGUUUCAAAGCAGGAGCUCUCACUGCAGGAAUGAAGCAUAGUUAUGUGGAUGAAUACAAGUGCGAGUUUGUUGUUAUAUUUGAUGCUGAUUUUCAGCCUGAACCUGAUUUUCUUGAACGUACUAUUCCUUUUCUUGUCCACAACCCUGAGAUAGCUCUUGUACAGGCCGGUUGGAAAUACGGGAAUGCCGACGAGUGUUGUAUGACAAGAAUACAAGAGAUGUCUCUUAACUACCAUUUUGCAGUGGAGCAAAAGUCUGGAUCCUCCAUACUUGGUUUCUUUGGAUUCAAUGGUACUGCUGGUGUGUGGAGAAUUAAAGCUCUGAAUGAGGCCGAAGGAUGGAAGGACCGCACGAUAGUCGAGGACAUGGAUUUAGCGGUUAGAGCUUAUUUACGUGGCUCGAAGUUUGUGUAUGUCGACGAUGUCAAGGUGAAAAAUGAGCUACCGAGCUCAUUUCAAGCAUACCGGUAUCAGCAACAUCGUUGGUCUUGCGGUCCAGCGAACCUCCUCAAGAAAAUUGCAAUGGAGAUCAUCAAAAACCAGAAUGUGUCAUUAUGGAAGAAGGUGUAUUUGAUAUACAACUUCUUCUUUUUGAGGAAGAUUGUUGUACACAUGUUCACAUUCGUCUUCUACUGCGUGAUUUUGCCUGCUACCGUUAUAUUCCCGGAGAUCGAAGUCCCUAAAUGGACAACUAUCUACAUUCCUGCUACCAUCACUAUCCUAAACGCUAUUGCAACACCUAAAUCAUUUUACCUCAUACUAUACUGGAUCUUAUUUGAAAACGUAAUGGCAAUGCAUAGAACUAAAGGAACUCUCAUUGGAUUGCUAGAGACUAGUAGAGUUAAAGAAUGGGUUGUUACACAAAAGCUAGGAGAGAGUAAUACUCUCAGGGAAAACCUCAUUCCUCCUGCUCACUAUAGCUUCCCUGAGAGACUUCGAUGGCGAGAGAUAAUGGUUGGAAUGUAUCUCUUCAUAUGUGGAUACUAUGACUUUGUGUUCGGGAGGACAUACCUUUAUGUGUAUCUUUUCUUGCAGUCUAUUGCCUUCUUCGUUGUUGGAGUUGGCUACAUUGGAAUGUCGGUUCCAAGUAAGCCGGUUCCUAGUAACCACUAACACAUCUAACUUCUUUCUUCUCCUACACAUUCAUUCUUUCAAAAGGUCCGAUUGUACAGAGAUUAAAAGAUGUGGUUUGUC